Messenger RNA from Hippopotamus amphibius kiboko, 695 nucleotides. RefSeq names its product ZAR1-like protein. The transcript has a single exon. The annotation marks the transcript as partial. Gene Ontology annotation, cellular component: cytoplasm. The record is from RefSeq and is a predicted model, not a curated record. Lineage: Eukaryota; Metazoa; Chordata; Mammalia; Artiodactyla; Hippopotamidae. Gene Ontology annotation, biological process: translation. Gene Ontology annotation, molecular function: mRNA base-pairing post-transcriptional repressor activity.
CUUCAUCCGGAGAGGGGGGCGCUUUCGGGUCCUCCAGAGGCCAGCUUGCAGCAGCUGCCACCACCAACACCACCAAGGUCGGAAGAGGGCCAGCGGGAGGAACUCCAGCAGCGAGAGGAGUUGGGGGAGGAAGAUACCUCGAGUCCUCGGGAAAGGAAGAGCAAACAAGCCCAAGGAGACGCCAGCGAGCCGCUCCAGAAGCCCAACUUCCAGUUUUUAGAACCAAAAUAUGGCUAUUUUCACUGUAAAGAUUGUAAGACCAGAUGGGAGAGUGCUUAUGUGUGGUGCAUUUCUGGAACUAAUAAGGUUUAUUUCAAACAACUCUGUUGCAAAUGCCAAAAGAGUUAUAACCCUUACCGAGUAGAAGCGAUCCAAUGCCAGACCUGUUCACAGUCUCGUUGUUCCUGUCCUCAAAAGAAAAGACACAUCGAUCUAAGGAGGCCUCAUCGGCAGGAACUGUGUGGCCGCUGCAAAGACAAGAGAUUCUCCUGUGGCAAUAUUUACAGCUUUAAAUACAUCAUGUGACAGGCAGUAUGCUUUGUACAGGACAUCUGAACUCUUCUUGUAACUUAUAUUUCCUCUACUGCAACUUGGCUCUGACUGGUAUUGGAAAAUGGUUUAGGCUUUUGUACUUUUUGUAGGUUGUAUGACAGUUAUCAAUGUGACUAGAAUAAAAUAAAUGCAUGUAAAAUAGA